This is a messenger RNA of Phyllopteryx taeniolatus (common seadragon), 7860 nucleotides long. RefSeq names its product leucine-rich repeat transmembrane neuronal protein 4. The record is from RefSeq and is a predicted model, not a curated record. The transcript has 3 exons. The coding region runs from base 663 to 2546 and encodes 627 amino acids. Lineage: Eukaryota; Metazoa; Chordata; Actinopteri; Syngnathiformes; Syngnathidae. Gene Ontology annotation, molecular function: protein binding.
GCACGCAUGAACAACCGUCACGCCGAUUGAACUGCGUUUUUGAGGAAGGCACGUAGACGAAAAAAAAAAAGGUGUCUAUUCGGAUAGUGGAAUGUUUUGGUGAGUUUUUGCUUUGACUUGUGGAGAAAGCAGCGUUAAUUUGCUCUGUGCGCCAUGGGCGGUCCAGACUGAGCAUCCCUCCAGUCAGACGACACCGAGCUUUUUCCCUGCACGGGAGAGGAAUCAGAGAGCUGUUUUUUUUGUUGUUGUUGUUGGGGGGAAAUCGAAAAAUAUUACGUUAGUUGGAAGCUGUGCGAUGGGUUUUGUGAUGAAUCUUCAGGUGCAUGAAGAGAUUGCCAUGGUCCACUUGGAUGGGACUGCGCCUGCUCCAGUGGGCAAUGCUUUUUGGCUCCAACUUGUACACGGCGGUUAUUUUUGCAGCAAACGCAUGGACGGGGAAUCUUGAAUUUCGGAUUGUACGAAAAUCCAUCGAGUCAUCCUAAAGUGGAGGUAAUUGUGCGGUGGUGUUCGGGCAUAUAUGCACAUUUGAACCGGACUGCACACCAGCUCCAGGAGAGCAAACGGGGCCAGGUGCGCUCAGAUUCGGCUUGUGAAUUAGGACGGUACCUGUUAGUGGACAUGCGGAUCAGAAUCCAUUAACUGGACUUGACAGAUACGCGGAUAUGGGCUCUGCUCUGCAACGUCGUUGGAUAGUACUCCAACUGCUGAUGCAGGUGUGGCUAGUAGCAAGCCCAGCUCAAACAGAGCGUCCAUGCCCAAAAAGCUGUCGCUGUGAUGGAAAAAUUGUGUACUGUGAGUCAAGUGCAUUUCGUGAUGUCCCCAAGAACCUCUCAGGAGGUUGUGAAGGUCUGUCGUUAAGGUACAACAGCCUCAUGAACCUUCGAGCCGGCCAGUUUGUUGGCCUGAACCACCUGAUCUGGCUUUAUUUAGACCACAAUUACAUCACAUCUGUAGAUGGGAUGGCGUUCCAGGGAGUUCGCAGGCUAAAAGAACUGAUCUUGAGCUCCAACAAGAUCACAUCACUUCACAACACCACAUUCCAUCCUGUGCCCAAUUUGCGUAACCUUGAUCUGUCAUACAACAAACUGGAAGCGUUGCAACCAGGGCAGUUUCAAGGACUACGGAAGCUUCUUAGUCUUCACAUACGCUCAAAUUCACUAAAGAUCCUUCCAUUGCGUCUCUUCCAAGAUUGCAGAAAUCUUGAAUUUCUUGAUCUGGGUUACAACCGCUUGCGAAGUAUCACUCGGAAUGCACUUUCAGGCUUAGUCAAGCUCACAGAGUUACACCUGGAACAUAACCAAUUCUCAAAGAUAAAUUUUUCACAUUUCCCCCGACUCUACAAUUUGCGGGCACUUUACCUACAGUGGAAUCGCAUUCGCUCCAUGAGCCAAGGCCUAACCUGGAUUUGGGCUUCCAUCCAAAAACUUGAUUUGUCUGGGAAUGAUCUAUCAGAACUAGAUGCUGCCAUUUACCAGUACUUACCCAACCUGCAAACCCUAAAUCUGGACUCCAACAAGUUGACCAAUGUGUCCCAAGAGGCGGUUGACGCCUGGGUUUCUGUCACCACGAUUAGCUUGGCUGGAAAUGUUUGGGACUGUGGCCCAGCCAUUUGUCCUCUUGUUUCUUGGCUGAGAAAAUUUAGGGGAGCAAAGGAAACAACUAUGAUAUGUGCCUCUCCAAAGAAAGCCCAAGGUGAGAAAGUGAUGGAUGCUGUUGAAGCUUUUGGUGUUUGUCAAUCGAACCAAGUGACAAUGCUAACCAUAAGCAUUCCUCCCAAUCCAUCCAAUGUCUCUGACCAGCCUGAACAACAUCCAGCAAUUUUGGCUUCACCCACUCAUUCUGGAAAGAGAGCAGAAGGCUCUAUCAGGGGCCCAACUUCAUCAGCUGUUACCCAGCCAGUGGCACUUCCCCCAGAUCAAGACUUGGAGCCUGUGUCCUUCCAUAAGAUUGUUGCAGGAAGUGUUGCCCUUUUUCUAUCUGUUGCGAUGAUCCUAUUGGUGAUCUACGUGUCGUGGAAACGCUAUCCUAGCAGUGUCAAGCAACUGCAGGAGAAUACAUCGACGGCUCGCAAACGGCGCAAGAAAUCAAAGGAAACAGAACGCACCUUGAGUUCUCCCCUGCAGGAGUACUAUGUGGACUAUAAACCCAACAAUUCAGAGGCCAUGGAUGUGCUUGUCAAUGGGACCGGAACCUGCACUUACACCAUUUCAGGCUCCCGAGAAUGCGAGGUUCCCCAUCAGAUGGGUGCACUGACCUUCUACCGAUACGAGCAGCCGAUUGUAGACUACUGCCAAGCCCAUCAACCCCUGCGGCUAAACAUGGGCUAUGAGGGCCCCCGUCAGGGUCUUGAGGGCCUGGAAGACCUAGGGGCCUGUGAGAGGGGCACUAUACAGACAGUGGCACUCCCAGCCGUGCCCACCGCUACCACCAUAGGGCCCUCAGUGCCAGGGCCUCGUUCUCCUCCAACAGCACUCAGGCCAACGACUGAGGCUCCCAGCGGCAGUCUUCCCACUGAGCGCACAGGCACACUUAAAUUUGGACGCUAGUGAGAUGUACAUGGGUCUCUGAUGAAUUGUGACUUGAAAAUGAUGGGGCAAAUUUGAGCUGAGCUGGUGAUUGACCUUGCGUUUGGAACAUGAGUAUGAACAUUAGAAAUUAGAGGAGAUGUUUUGGUAUCAAUACACACAAUCUGAGCAAAUACAGACUACACAUUCUAGGACAACACAGAACAGCUAAUUGAAGAUGGUCUGAGAUAGGUUAAACACAAUACUAUUAUUAUUUUUAUUUUUAUUUAUUAUUUUUGCCAUUUCAACAUAAUGAGCUAUGCUUUCAAUAAAUUAUGGAAGUGCAUGUGCUCUGACUUUGGGAUGACAAACAGAAAGGAUCUCACACACAAAAGGAGUUAGAUUUCAUGUGAUGAGAAGGGUGUUUAACUGUGAUUUCUAUUAUAAUUUACAUUCAUCAAUUUUCCACAGAUGCACAUUUCUAUAAUUAUUUCAUGAAGACGAGUGCGCUCUCUCUGUCACGAUGGAUAAUUACACUGAGUUCGUCUUUGCUUUGUUUGACUUUUAUUUUGGAUGUGGGUUAUGAUUAAAUACGUUGAUAUACAUAUCAAACCAAAGAGGUCUUUUUUUUUCUUUUCAUUUAACUGCAUGCACGCUGAGGGCAUUUUUAAAAUUGACUGAACAAACAUCUUUGAUAACUUACAUUAUUAGAUAAACAACUAAGUGUCUGAGGUUUAGUUUGUAACAAAUUGGCAUAGUUAUGAGAUAAUUAUGAAUUGGUGUUCAUCAUGUUACUGUCUAUGGUUUCUGGUCCUAAAACCGUUCCACUGCAACACCCACAGACACACUUGUAUAUGAGCUUUUUGGGCAUGCUCCAUAUUUAAACAUACAAGGUCCUGUUAAAAGAAUGGCAGAAAUUUGUAGCCCAACAAUUUGCUAAAUCUAUUUGCAAACAUGAUUUCCAAGUAUUGUACAUAUCAUUGAAGAGGUCCACUGACCGCUCUCACUGCCCCAUUUGGAAUCAUGUCGGACUUUGAUCAGAUGAGGAGAGCAUCAUCUCUGACCAUGUCACUCCCUGCAUCUCCCCCCACCACAGUGCAAACCAGUGCCUCGUGGGGGCAUGUUGAAUCAUCAUGUUGACAUGGGCUUGACCUGUGGAUGAAUCCACAGUGCGGAAUUGGGAAAAAUGCCUGACAUUUCCCUAUUGUCCAAUACGUGACAUCAUGGCUCCCUGUAAACUUUUGGCGAACGUGGAAAGCAUUGCUUAUGACAUAUGGCGCAAGAAAAGAUACAUAGCAAGGAAUGCACAGGGAUUUUUUUUUUUGUUUGUUUCCACAUGCAAGUGAUGAUACACCUGGAGAUAUUGGAACUGUUCUUGGUUCUCUCACCAGAUUAAACUGAACAAACUGUGAGACCGACAUUUCCCACACGGAACGGUCAUCAAGAUAAGAAACUGGGUUACUAUUUAUCUUUUAUUUUUGUUUGUUGUCAUGAACAAAAGAGACACUUUUGAGGUGUGCAAUGAUGAUGUCAAAGACAUUCUAGAGACGUAACAAAGGUCAAAAUCAAAUAGAACUUAUUUAUCAUGUAAAUAGAAAAUCUUUUAAGAUAACGAAGAAAAUGACUUUCUGCUGAAACAUCUUGUGAACAGAGGAGGAGCCUUAUUCAUUUUCCAGUGUGGGAUCUAUGUGUUAUAAAGUUGAAACUGUACUGCUCCUGUUUCAAUGAUAAAUAUUUUUCUAUUUGCUCCAAUAACUAUACCAUGCGGCUGUUAAACACUAAGUGGUUUCUGUCAUCCAGUCAUCUCACAAAACUACAUGAUGGAAGAAAAUUUGAGAGCCCUAUUGUUGUGAUGUAUCCAUAUUUUUCUGUUUCAUCUCGUUGGCCAUAUGAAUUGCCUUGAGUUUUAGCAUACAACUGGUUAGGAAUCACUGUAUACCAGUAUUCAAUCCAAUCCCUAGAACCGCAAAUAUUCACAAGGUCUUCACAAUUUCACAAAAAAAUAGAGGGCUUAGCCUCCCUUGAUGUACAGUACAUUGCAUAAAAAAGAAAUGCAGUUGGUUCGCUUAGUACAGUUGCUUCAUAGUGCUGGUGGACUUUCCUUUGUAAAAGCAGCUGUACCAAUAUAUUAGAAGCGCUCUCAAUUCUGUUCAUACAGUAUAUGUCUGCCUUGCUCUAUAGGAAUCCUGCUCAAUCCUGACUUUAUGUCUGCCCCCUGUUGACCCGGGGAUACCUGAUUAAUGAUUUAUCCCUGCAUGCUAAUACCUGGGCUGUAUCUUAUUGUUGGAAAUGGACAGUACAGGCGAUACCUGUCUGAGAAGUACAUGUUAGGGGCUGGACUGUUUUUGAGAGACCUAUUCCAACCCCUAAUGUAGUACUUCCUGUCUGGUUCAUUUAGGUUAUUUAGCCUCAUGCCAGACCUUGGUACCUUUGUAGGUAUUGCCUUCUGUGGUUCAUAUUGCAACAUAUCACUCUGCAACAAUGGCAGCAGCCAUGUUUUACCACUUUGUUCUGACCAGAACAAAAGCACGGUAACAAAAAAGUGGUGAGAAAGUACAGCUGCACUGUCCACAAGGACAGGGUUUUCACCGUGUUUUGGCCUUUCAUGCGCGCUGUUUUAUGUUUGAAAAAAAAUGCUGUUGCUUUUUGGGUGGAUAUUUUCAAAAACAGUAUUUUGCAUUUGUGUGCAGAGGGGGAAAUAUUCUUUAUACAAUAGAACAUGUUUAAUUCAACCAUCGCAGCAACUUUUCCUUUUCCAGGGUAAUGAUUGGAUAAAUAGCGCUCAAGAGCUGGCAAAUGUGUUUCCAGGUAUAUUUGUUUUUAAAUGCUGUCGUGUGUGUGGAUUUUUUUUUUUAGAUUGGAAGAUUGUUUUUAAAUGCCCAUUUACAUGCUGAGAGAAUUAUCUUAUUCAUGCUAGUUAACCAAGGAAAAGGCUUGUUUAUGGAGCUGACUCUUGGAAAAGUAUCCCCGUUUACAAUAUAGCUCCUCCAGCAAACCAGUCCAGUCAAACACCUAUUACCCACUGAACCGUUAACUAAAGCAGCAAAAAACGUUCAUAUUUUUUAUUUUUAGAUUACUUUCAUCCUGGUUCAUUGACAGUAAUCCAAGAUGAUUUUAAGGAAGUUUCAUUAACACCAGAACAACUCAUACAGUGAUAAUUCCAAAUAAAAUCUUCAAUCGACAGAUGCAUAUGCUGACAGGUUGAAAAAUACAUUAAAUUUAACAUGAUACCAAACAACAAUCUUUUCUAGGGGUCCUUAAAUUUUUGUCCAGGCCAGUUGAAUUUGACUUUUUUAUUAUUUAUUUUAUUAUUAGUAUUAUUAUCAUUCUGUUGGGCCACUAAAACAAAGUAAUGUUUGUUUUCAAUUAUUUCUUUUUUAGUGAUGUUUAUUCUUAUUUUCAUUCGUGCCACAUUAUUUCAGUGAGUUCAGUGCAGGUUUUUGUUUCUUUAACAGAAUGGCAACAAUCUGCACUUAAAUUUAAAUUGGUACUCAUUGUGCGAAGAUUGUACAACACAGUCUUGCUGGUAGUAAUUAUUUUUUACUUUGUUAUUGUCCAUUUCUUUCACCAUUAAGUGGGAUGCCAAGGCUCUGCAUGCUAAAUGAUGCAUGUUCGAGCUGAAGUUGAAGUCUGUCUCUGCUAUCCCCACGAUGCCAACAGGUUUUAUUUUCUGUCUCUUUCAUUUUUGUUUGUUUAGGAUUUAGUACACAACAAGCUUCCAACACCCCCUCAUUCCUACUGGGUGCUUUUGCUUCAUUUGUUUUAUGUUAUUGUUCUCUCUCUCGCGCUCUCUUUUUUUUUAACUAUUUUGUUUGUGGUGGGGUGAUUUAUAAAAAAAAAAAAAAAAAAAAAGGCCAGAGGAUUGUAGUAAAAACUUUGAAAAUAUUGCUGUGCUAAUGCUCCAAGGAAGAGCUAAAUGCAAAUCUCUCAAGGGAAAGGGAAAACAGCAGAGAUCAGUUUGUAAACCAGAAACAGUGUAAAAUUGGGGGGACAAAUUUGUAAGCGCAAGUACAUUUAUUCUGACACAAUGAAAGCUUUUGUUACAUUCCUGAACAUCUCAGGCAGGUUUAUUCGCAGUGUACUAAAAGGAUACAAACUGCUUCAGACUCGCACACAGCUUAGCACACAUAUAUGGCAAGCAAAGGGAAUUCUUGAAUUGUCUGCAUUCUGUAAACUGUUUAUUAUAUGCAUGCUCACGUACAAACAAUUGCAAAGAGACACCUAAUGUGAAUGUUAACCACACUAUCAAGAAUCCACUUUGAUUUCUCAGCCUCCAACAGGAGAUAGCCUCAAACAUAAAACUAAACACAAGUGCAAGCUUAAAAUGACUAUAGCUCUUGAUGCACCCAUCAGUUUGAGUUCACCAAAGCCAAUUUGUGAUGGUUCGGUAAUUUCUAAUCCAUUACCUAAUGAAUAGAUUUGAGAAAUCACUAUUUGAUUAAGAUAAAUAUGCCCAAGCCCCUUACUAACACCACAAAUAGAUUUCAGUAUGCAAACUUACAUUUCUUACAUUACAGCGUUGUACAAAGUGGUGAACGGCUAUGUUGAAAGCUGAAACGGAUGUGUAAUUACAAGAUAGCUGUACUCUGCAUGUAUUAAAUAAUGGGCCUGAGUGUACGUGCGCCUAGAGCCUCAUGUACUCCUCAACCUCCCUUUACCCGAUGUCACUUACUGGUCCCAAUUGAUUGUUAUUGUCCACUGCUGUUUUACAUGAGCAAAAGGUCUUUAACCUGUGACCCAUAUUGUCCUGACUGUUGUUUUUCUGCCAUUGCUUAUGCCAGUAGGAUAGCAAGACGUGAUCAUUAACCUUUGUCAGGGAAAAACGUUUUAAUUUGCUCGACAAAGCCCGUUUACGCCCCUAAUUGUAUUUAAUGUGGAGAGUGAAGAAAGUAAGGUUUGAAUUUAAACAAGCAACAUUUUAUUCCUGCAUUUAAUUCGUCAUGACAGUGAGAGAGAACAAAGAGGGGAGCUGACAGAAAGCAAUAUCAGAAUAAGUAUUUGUUUCCAUGCAGGCCCAAAGCACUUUCCCUUUAUUUCCCAGCCUCCUACUGUAAAUGUGCAAAACAACAGAAUCCCUGCUGUCUCCCUCCCAUCCAGUUUCUGCAGAGCAUUGAUUUCUGUAGGGUGUAAAUACGUGCAGCAUUGUUUUCUUUGGUAGUUGCUAUGUUGUUUAUGGUUUUCGCUUUUGUUUUUUCCUCUCUCAUUUGGACUUUUGCUUUUAUUGUACUCAGACCUAAAGCAUUUUUGUGGAGACAUGGUCCAAGUGCAACCAUAAGGCUGUUUGAGUAAAUUAUUGUCAGAAAAUGUUUUGUAAAAAUUUUGAUGAUGAUUAAAAAAAUAAACAUAUACGAUGGAA